CCUCCCGGCUCUCUCCGAGCAUCGUCUGCGCGCCCGCCGUUCUUUGACCGCCCGCCCCGGCAGCCACCAUUCCCGCCUUGGAGAGCUCCACGCUGGCAGUGCCGCCCCUCCCCCGGCUGAGCAUCGGGCGCAAGACCCUGGUGGCGGCCGCAGUGGGGGUCAUGCUGGUCCUGGUCCUGGUGGUCAUCAUCCCCGUGCUGGUCAGCUCCGUGGGGUCGGGCGGCGGCGAGGACGGCGCCGGCCGCUACGAGAUGCUGGGGACGUGCCGCAUGGUGUGCGACCCCUUCCCCACGGCGGGCACGGGGGAGCCCGUCACCGCCGAGCUACAGGUGGAAGCCGGUUUGGCCGAGCACAGCAUCGGACCGCCGUUGCACACCUACGGCGCUCACGGCUCCCCCGGCAGACACGGACGCCCCGGCAACCCCGGACCCCCGGGCCCGCCUGGAGAACCAGGUCCUCCGGGGCCCAUAGGGCCCCCCGGGGAUGCCAUGGACGUGGUCCGGAAGGGGAUUCUCGGAUUCGGGGGAAAAGGCUCGGUCAGCACCACCACCUACACCACCACGCCCCGGGUGGCUUUUUACGCGGGACUCCGGAACCCGCAGGAAGGUUACGACAUCCUCCGCUUCGACGACGUGGUGACCAACAUCGGGGGAAACUACGAGGGCGCCUCGGGGAAGUUCACCUGCAAGAUCCCCGGCACCUACUUUUUCAUGUACAACGUUCUGAUGAGGGGCGGGGACGGCACCAGCAUGUGGGCGGACCUCAUCAAGAACGGUCUGGUGAGGGCCAGCGCAAUCGCCCAGGACCAGGACCAGAGUUACGACUACGCCAGCAACAACGUCAUUCUGCACCUGGACGCGGGCGACGAGGUCUUCAUCAAACUGGACGGGGGAAAGGCCCACGGCGGCAACAGCAACAAGUACAGCACCUUUUCGGGCUUCAUUCUCUACGCCGACUAGCCGGGACCACGGCGGGUGGCUUGGAUUUCACUUGCAGCCAGGACGACGUUGCCCGUAGCCACCGAUCUGCGGUCGGGCGGGCGGAUUGGCGGUUACGGGAAACGGGUCUACCUCUUUGUCCAUUCAGGGUGCCUAUGCCGCACUUCCGACAACCCCGAACCGACGCGUCAUGGCGGCGACGAUUCCGACAGCGUCAUCUCGUUUGCUGGUGUUCUUGCAUCCUUCCUGUUAGCACGCUAAGAUGUCAACUCAGGCGUCGGAAUGAGAUUAUCGUUUUAGUGAAUAAGCUCUGAUAUUGAAUUUUGUCAGUCCGAGUCCUGUCUGUUCAAGACCUUGAUGAAAUAUUUGUGCCAUUCUACCAUGUGACGUGCCAACUUGUGAGCGUCUGUUGAACUCAAGCAUGCAGCACCUGUCGUUACAAAGAGUAAUUAAAGGUCCACUAUUAUGCCAUUUUCCUGAUAGAACAGAAUAGAAUGGACUUUAUUGUCAUUAUAUUUGCAUAUAACGAGAUUAAAGACUCCAAUUUAAGGUGCGGUAGUGGGAACAAAUAUGGGGUAAAAUAAACAACACAAGAGGUAAUACAGGAAAAAUCUAACGAUUGAAAUAAACAGACUAAUAUCCAAUAAAAUAAUAAGCAAUCCUGUGAAAUAUACAAAACACUAUAGACCAGGGGUGCCCAUUACGUCGAUCGCGAGCUACCAGUCCACCGCGGGGGGUGUGUCAGUCGAUCUCGAGCCAGGCUUUUAAAAAAAAUAGACCUAAAAAUUAGUGAUCAUCAAUCUUCACCAAGACGUCACUUAAAUGACAUUCACGGUACCGGAGGGUCUUGUGAGAUGACGCUGGCUGCUGCAAGAUCAUUAUUA
Nerophis ophidion (straightnose pipefish) is the source of this 1822-nucleotide messenger RNA. RefSeq names its product C1q-related factor-like. The coding region runs from base 162 to 959 and encodes 265 amino acids. The record is from RefSeq and is a predicted model, not a curated record. Gene Ontology annotation, molecular function: protein binding. The transcript is spliced from 2 exons. Lineage: Eukaryota; Metazoa; Chordata; Actinopteri; Syngnathiformes; Syngnathidae.